UUAAUUUCGGCAAUAGUAUAAAUAAUUGACGUGAUUUUUAGGAUUUUUGUGCUAAACCAGCGAUAUUUUUGUGAACAUUUACAGACCUGAGUUGUCAUGGAGGCUUCUACAACGUGUAUGCGAGGAUUUUCGAACACCUUUGUGCCAAAUACCAAAAUUAAGGUUAUGGACUUGCAGUAUGUAGAGAGCGAGGAGUUGGAGCAGACAUGGAAGGCAGCCCGUCGACAGCGACUCAAGCAACAAGAGGAGAAGAUCUGGGACGAGUUUGUCAAGGAACAGGAUAUACUGAGGAGCGUCUGCAAAGAGGAUCCGUACCAGUUUAUAGACCAGUUUCCAGAGAGCUCCCUUAGAGAAAUGAUGGAGACUGAGAUUCAGACAAUGAGGAUGACUUUAGAACAGGAACAUAAGCGCGGUGCGGGCGACUCCCCCAUAUGUGAGACGCAGCAUACUGUGACGUUUAGCGAGAUCGACCAGGACGAAAUGUUCCGCAUCUUCGAGGAGAAUGAGAACGAGAAGGAAGAUGAUCUGUCCAUUCAAGAUGACGAUGGAUUGAACGAAUCGAUAGACACGCCGAACACGGUACGCGAGCGUGAGCGUAUGGGGACAGACGACGAAAGCAAGACUGAUGAGCGAGAUGGAAAAGAUCGCGCACAGCAACCGUCUACCAGCAAAUCUAACGAGAACGUGGCGAACAUGAUUGAGAGCAGCAUCUACUGCGCUAAAGUGAAGGAUUUGCGGAUCAAGAUCAACAUGGAACUCAUUUCUAUCAUGACGUCCAUGGAGCGCCUCGCCGUGUCGUGCCCGGACCCGCACCGGCUGCGCGCCAGCGGCCGCCGCGCCGCUGAGUUCUGCGCGCGCUUCCAGCGGAUACACCUCUACCAGCUGCAGCGGCACAUCCACGAUAUAAAGCGCCACAGCUCGAUGGCGCUCCCCUUCGCGAAGUACACUCAGUUCCAGUCGCAGAUGGUGCGCAUCGUCGCGUUGCAUCAGACCACCCUGCAGUCACUGCAGGUGUUCCACAAGUCGCUGUCGGCGGCGUGGUGGCCGCGCCAGUGGGCCGAGCUGCUGCGCGCGCUGUGCGCCGCGCUGCGCGACGCGGGCGCCGCGUGCCGCGCGCUGCCCGCGCCGCACGGGCUGGCCGCCGCCGCUGACCUCUACCAAGACGUCUCUCAUCACAUGGCCAAAUCAUACUAA
Messenger RNA from Pectinophora gossypiella (pink bollworm), 1194 nucleotides. RefSeq lists its product as uncharacterized. Lineage: Eukaryota; Metazoa; Arthropoda; Insecta; Lepidoptera; Gelechiidae. The record is from RefSeq and is a predicted model, not a curated record. The transcript has 10 exons. Bases 97 to 1194 code for a protein of 365 amino acids.